GCUGGCGGGCUGCAGGGGCCCGGAGCGGCGGGGCAGGGGCGGCGGAGCCGCGGCGUUCUGGGCGGCAGCGCAGGUGUCGGGAGGCGCGUGCGGUCGCUGGCGAGGCCGGGAGCCGCCGGGGGGUAACCGCCUCCUUCCUGCCCUGGCGGCGAGGCGAGCGCGGGGCCGCAGCUGCGGCAGCAGCGCCAUGUGGCAGCGCCGCCGCGAGGGACCGGGCCGCUGGCAGCUGGCAGCCCCGCCGAGAGCCGGGGGCCUCUGCCACCCCCCGCGGGGGCUGCGAGCAGGCGGGAGGGGAGCGCCCCGAGCGUGGGGCUUUGAGCUCUGCAGGUGCCCGAGCUACAGGUGGUUGCGUGGAUGCUCUUGGUAGGAUGUGGGUUGAAGCCCGUCCUCGCCAUCAGGAUGGCUCUUGGCAGGCUGCAGCAGCAGCGUUGGAGCCCCGGGGCAUGCAGGAAGGGCCCCCGCAGGGCAGGUGCUGUGGGGGGGGGGCUGUCUCCCCCCGGGGACAUCCGGGUGGCAGCCCACUGUGGCGAGGUGUGUGACGGCAGAGGCGCAGGCGAGGCUCAUAUUUGGGCACGGAGCAGGUUAUUGGAGGCCGCGGCCCCGCAGCCGGGAGAUGAGGUGCCUGAUAAAGGCUGCCCCGGUGCUGCUGCUGCUGCUGCGUGCACUGGCUCGGGCGCUGGCGAGAGGUGGCCUGGCUGCGCUGGCUGGGGGCCGGUGGCCAUGGGACCUCUGGUGGCUCUGGGGCUGCUCGUGUGCGUGCGGCUGUGCGGGGGCUCCGGGCAGCUGCGUCUGGUGGGCGGCGGCGGGCGCUGUGCCGGGCGCGUGGAGGUGAAGCACGACGGUGAGUGGGGCUCCGUGUGCGUCUUCGACUUCGACUGGGAGGCUCGCUGGGCCGAGGUGGUGUGCCGACAGCUGGGCUGUGGCCGGGUGGCCAGGGCGUCCCUGCACGCCCCUUUCGGACAGGGCAGCGGGCGGAUCUGGCUGCAGCCCUUCUUCUGCAACGGCAACGAGGAUGAGCUGGAGUACUGUCCGCACUUCGGCUGGGGCCAGCAUUUGUGCGGCCACGAGCAGGAUGUGGGGGUGACCUGCACAGAUGCUGUGGAGCUGAGGCUGUCGGACGGCAGCAAUCCCUGUGCCGGGAGGGUGGAGGUGAAGCUGCAGGGACACUGGGGCUCGGUGGCAGACGACAACUGGGACAUGGAGGACGCCGAGGUGGUUUGCCAGCAGCUGGGCUGUGGCUCGGCUUCCGGAGCCUCCUCCGCCCACGAGCACUUUGGCCUAGGGGACGGGCUCGUCAGCCUGGCCCUGGUGGACUGCAGUGGCGACGAGGCCACGCUCUGGGACUGCGAGAUCCGUGGCUGGGGACCCUAUAACGUUAGCAUCAAUGACUUUGACACCGCCGUUGUCUGCCAAGGCUUUUCACGGCUGGUUGGUGGCGAUGGAGGCUGUGCCGGGCGGCUGGAGGUGCGUCAGAGCCGGGCCUGGGUCGGUGUCUGUGAGGAUGAGGUGGACAUGAAGGUGGCCCAGGUGGUGUGCAGGGAGCUGGGCUGCGGUGAGGUGGUCGCGAUCGCCGGCAGUGGCCGUUUUGGGGCAGUGUCGGGAUCGCUCUGGGACGGGGGCUUCCAGUGCAAUGGCAGCGAGCCCCUGCUCAGUGCCUGUGUCCGGCGUCCGCCCCAGAGCCAGGGCUGCACCGGCCCUGCCAGCGUCAUCUGCUCCUCCUACUCGGGCUUCCGGCUGGGGAACGGCAGCUCGGGAUGCUCCGGGCGAGUGGAGGUGGCAGUGAGGGGGACGUGGGGCUCGGUGUGCGCCAGCGAGUGGGACCUGGCCGAUGCGCACGUCCUGUGCCGCCACCUGGGCUGCGGCCGCGCCUUCAGCGUGCCCGCGGGAGGCUCCUUCGGCAGCGGGGAGGGGCCGCUGCGGCCGCACGCCUUCGGCUGCAGCGGGAGCGAGCGGCACCUGGGCGAGUGCCCCGUGGCCGUGCUGGGGAAGCCCCCGUGUGCCCCUGGAAACGCCGCCGCCGUCAACUGCUCAGGUGUUGGCUUUGUCCCAUCCCUGAGGCUGGUGGGUGGUCAGAGCUUGUGCGAUGGGCGCUUGGAGGAGACCAUAACCAGCCCAGCCUGGCGCCGUGUGCCUCUGGAGCAGUGGAAGUCAUGGGAUGUGUACAUGGUAUGUGCGGUGCUGGGCUGUGGCCUUCCCAAGGAUGUUUACACUGCCUUGGGUAGCCCUCCUACAUCGAGCAGCAGCCCUAGCGAGGUGGACAUCAUGACUGAAGAGAUGGACAGCAUUUCGGGCAUGGGCCCUGCAGCAAACAGCAGCCUUGAGGAGAUGGUCAUUGUCUGCUCAGGCAGCCUGCAGGUGAGGCUGGUGGGGAGCCCUGGGCGCUGUGCCGGCCGUGUGGAGGUCUAUUCCGGAGGCAGCUGGAGCUCGGUCUGCGGGGAAGGCUGGGAGCUGCAGGACGCGGUCGUUGUGUGCCGGGAGCUGGGCUGUGGCACGGCCCUGGAGGCCCCGGGCUGGGCGCGCUUCGGUGCCGGCACGGGGCCGCUGUGGCCGUACAGCCCCGACUGCUCCGGCUCCGAGGGGUCUCUGUGGGAUUGCGGGCGCACGGAACGGCGCGAGUGCGGGAGCGGCGGCGGGGCAGGGGCCGUCUGCUCAGAGCAGCUCUCCGUGAGGCUGGCAGAGGGCCCUGGGCGCUGUGCCGGGUUUCUGGAGGUCUCCUACAAUGGCACCUGGGGCCGCGUGUGUAUCAACGGCACCAGCAACGGCACUGCUGCCGCCGUCUGCCGCCAGCUGGGCUGUGGGGACAGGGGCUGGCUCUCAGGUGUCCCUGCCCAGGAGCCGACCGAUGCCUGGCUGGCCUGGGUGGGCUGUGAGGACGGGGCCCACUCGCUCUGGCAGUGCCCCUCAGCACCCUGGCACCUGCAGAGCUGUGGCACCGAUGGGCACGUCCAUGUGGAGUGUGAGGAGCACAGUGAUGGCAUCACUGAGGGACACACUAGCCCAUAUGCAGAGGGUGACACCAGCACAGGUGUCCCCAGCAGAACGGCCCGGGCAGUGGCCGUGGGGUCUGUGCCUGUGCCCACCGUGCUGUGCGUGGUGCUGGGGACACUGCUGUGCCUGUCCCUGGGUGCCCUGGCCCUGCUGCUGUGCCGUGCCCGUGCCCAACGCCGAGGCCCUGGCAGAGCUGCAGAUGCCAUCUCCAACGCUGUCUAUGAGGAGCUGGAUUACAAAGCCAUGCCCGAGUACCAGGAGGUGCCCACUCCCCCAGGUUCCCUGUUGGAGGGAUGGGUGAAGAAGCUGCCGUCUGACAGCGGGGACAGCGUGCAGGGGAGUGACACCGAGGCAGCCCCAGAUCCCCCUCUGCUUUUCCCAGAUGCCCCUGCCCAGCCCGAUCAAGGAACCCUGGAUGGCUAUGACGAUGUCCUGGAUGUGCCCCAGGAACCCCCUGAUGCCAGCACUGGGGACAUCUCCGAGGCAGUGGCACGGCAGAGGUGGAUCUGUGUCCUCCCCACAGGUGGCAUCUACUCCCCUCCAUGUCACUCAGGAGCCACUGGAGACCCUUCGGAACAGAUCCCAGAGCACAUGGACUAUGAUGAUCACCCCGCGGUGGCAGGGCAGGCGGGCCAUGGCCCCUGCCUGCGGCACGUCGUGCUCCGGGAGGUUGCCGAUGUUGAGGCCGGGCUGCAGCGCCCGGAGGGCGUCCAGUUCGUGCAGCAGGGCCUGGCUGAAUCCGUCCGUGCUCAGCCUGGGCGUGGAGGGGGCAGGAGAAGAGGAGAAGGUGUCGGAGGCGGGCUGGCGGAGGUGCUGCGAGAGGGGCAGGAGGGCGUGGGCUGUGAGGUGGCUGUGAGGGAGGUGCCGGCAGGCGGCAACACCGCAGCCCAUGAGAACUCCCGGGAAACAAUCUCAGAGCCUUCCCAAGGGCACCCAGAGGUAUCCGUGGACCCGGAGAUCUCCUGUCCCUUGUGGCCGGGACAGCAGCCACCCACGCAUCCAGCCAGUGUCCUCCGGUUCGGGUGGCCCGUCCCACCGGGCCCGGUGUGGGCUCCGUGCGGCGGGCGCGUCUGUGAGCGGAGCAGUCCCGGACAGUGCCCGGUGCCGCAGUGCCCGGCAGCGCGGCGGGAUGGGGCAGGGCAGUUCCUCCCGCCGCCGCACAGCGAGGGACCGGGACGUGGUGCCGGGCAGGAAUGGCUGCGGUGCCGGUGGCUGGGCAGCAGCUGCAGUUCCAGCUGCUCCGUUUGCUCUGCGCGGGAGCCCGGGACGAGGGUCCGGGAAGUGGCGAUCGUUUGCACAACAAAGGGCCGGGGAAAUCGUGGUCCCUGGCAGCGGGGAAAUCAGUGGAGCCGCAGCUGUGAAUGGGUGUCAGAGCCAUCAGAGCAAGUGGAUCCCUGCGCUGGGAAUGCCCUGCCAGAGAGUCCUGUGAAGGGCUCCGGGCAGCUGCGUCUGGUGGGCGGCGGCGGGCGCUGUGCCGGGCGCGUGGAGGUGAAGCGCGACGGUGAGUGGGGCUCCGUAUGCUUCUUGGGGCGGGACGGGGAAGCUCGCUGGGCCGAGGUGGUGUGCCGGCAGCUGGGCUGUGGCCGGGUGGCCAGGGCGUCCUCGUCCGCCCCGUUCGGGCAGGGCAGCGGGCGGAUCUGGCUGCAGCCCUUCUUCUGCCGCGGCACCGAGGAUGAGCUGAGGAACUGCUCGCACUUUGGCUGGGGACGGCAUUUCUGCGGCCACCAGCAGGAUGUGGGGGUGAUCUGCACAGAUGCCGUGGAGCUGAGGCUGUCGGGCGGCGGCAAUCCCUGUGCCGGGAGGGUGGAGGUGAAGCUGCAGGGACACUGGGGCUCGGUGGCAGACGACAGCUGGGACAUGAAGGACGCCGAGGUGGUUUGCCAGCAGCUGGGCUGUGGCUCGGCUUCCGGAGCCUACUUCGCCGUCGAGCGCUUUGACGUAGGGGACGGGCUCGUCAGCCUGGCCCUGGUGGACUGCAGUGGCGACGAGGCCACGCUCUGGGACUGCGAGAUCCGUGGCUGGGGACCCUAUAACAGCAGCAUCAAUGACUUGGAGACCGCUGUUGUCUGCCAAGGCUUUUCACGGCUGGUUGGUGGCUAUGGAGGCUGUGCCGGGCGGCUGGAGGUGCGUCAGGGCCAGGCCUGGGUCGGUGUCUGUGAGGAUGAGGUGGACAUGAAGGUGGCCCAGGUGGUGUGCAGGGAGCUGGGCUGCGGUGAGGUGGUCGCGAUCGCCAGCAGUGGCCGUUUUGGGGCAGUGUCGGGAUCGCUCUGGGACGGGGGCUUCCAGUGCAAUGGCAGCGAGCCCCUGCUCAGUGCCUGUGCCCGGCGUCCGCCCCAGAGCCAGGGCUGCACCGGCCCCGCCAGCGUCAUCUGCUCCUCCUACACGGGCUUCCGGCUGGAGAACGGCAGCUCGGGAUGCUCCGGGCGAGUGGAGGUGGCAGUGAGGGGGACGUGGGGCUCGGUGUGCGCCAGCGAGUGGGACCUGGCCGAUGCGCACGUCCUGUGCCGCCACCUGGGCUGCGGCCGCGCCUUCAGCGUGCCCGCGGGAGGCUCCUUCGGCAGCGGGGAGGGGCCGCUGCGGCCGGACGCCUUCGGCUGCAGCGGGAGCGAGCGGCACCUGGGCGAGUGCCCCGUGGCCGUGCUGGGGAAGCCCCCGUGUGCCCCCGGAAACGCCGCCGCCGUCAACUGCUCAGGUGUUGGCUUUGUCCCAUCCCUGAGGCUGGUGGGUGGUCAGAGCUUGUGCGAUGGGCGCUUGGAGGAGACCAUAACCAGCCCAGCCUGGCGCCGUGUGCCUCUGGAGCAGUGGAAGUCAUGGGAUGUGUACAUGGUAUGUGCGGUGCUGGGCUGUGGCCAUCCCAAGGAUGUUUACACUGCCUUGGGUAGCCCUCCUGCAUCGAGCAGCAGCCCUAGCGAGGUGGACAUCAUGACUGAAGAGAUGGACAGCAUUUCGGGCAUGGGCCCUGCAGCAAACAGCAGCCUUGAGGAGAUGGUCAUUGUCUGCUCAGGCAGCCUGCAGGUGAGGCUGGUGGGGAGCCCUGGGCGCUGUGCCGGCCGUGUGGAGGUCUAUUCCGGAGGCAGCUGGAGCUCGGUCUGCGGGGAAGGCUGGGAGCUACAGGACGCGGCCGUUGUGUGCCGGGAGCUGGGCUGUGGCACGGCCCUGGAGGCCCCGGGCUGGGCGCGCUUCGGUGCCGGCACGGGGCCGCUGUGGCCGUACAGCCCCGACUGCUCCGGCUCCGAGGGGUCUCUGUGGGACUGCGGGCGCACGGAACGGCGCGAGUGCGGGAGCGGCGGCGGGGCAGGGGCCGUCUGCUCAGAGCAGCUCUCCGUGCGGCUGGCAGAGGGCCCUGGGCGCUGUGCCGGGUUUCUGGAGGUCUCCUACAAUGGAACCUGGGGCCGCGUGUGCGCCAACGGCAACAGCCCCGGCACUGCUGCCGCCGUCUGCCGCCAGCUGGGCUGUGGUGACAGGGGGCAGCUCUCGGCUGUGCCUGCCCAGGAGCCGACCGAUGCCUGGCUGGCCUGGGUGGGCUGUGAGGAUGGGGCCCGCUCGCUCUGGCAGUGCCCCUCAGCACCCUGGCACCUGCAGAGCUGCAGCCCAGGCGAGCACGUCCAUGUGGAGUGUGAGGAGCACAGUGAUGGCACCACUGAGGGACACACUAGCCCAUAUGCAGAGGGUGGCACCAGUACAGGUGUCCCCAGCAGAACGGCCCUGGCAGUGGCCGUGGCGUCUGUGCCUGUGCCCACUGUGCUGUGCGUGGUGCUGGGGACGCUGCUGUGCCUGUCCCUGGGUGCCCUGGCCCUGCUGCUGUGCCGUGCCCGUGCCCAACGCCGAGGCCCUGGCAGAGCUGCAGAUGCCAUCUCCAACGCUGUCUAUGAGGAGCUGGAUUACAAAGCCAUGCCCGAGUACCAGGAGGUGCCCACUCCCCCAGGUUCCCUGUUGGAGGGAUGGGUGAAGAAGCUGCCGUCUGACAGCGGGGACAGCGUGGAGGGGAGUGACACCGAGGCAGCCCCAGAUCCCCCUGCCCAGCCCGAUCAAGGAACCCUGGAUGGCUAUGACGAUGUCCUGGAUGUGCCCCAGGAACCCCCUGAUGCCAGCACUGGGGACAUCUCCGAGGCAGUGGCACAGCAGAGGUGGAUCUGUGUCCUCCCCACAGGUGGCAUCUACUCCCCUCCAUGUCACCCAGGAACCAACGGAGACCCCUCGGAACGGAUCCCAGAGCACAUGGACUAUGAUGAUGUUGGCAGCAGCACCCUGGGGACAUUGCCAUGAGGAUGUCCUGGCCAUGCUAAAGUCCUGGGGACACGUGUGUGGCACUGUGGUGGGGCCCUGUCCCCAGGGAGGGCUGGCCCUGCCCACAGAGAUCAGCCCUUGCUGUCCAGCGGUGCAGGAAAACCGCUCCUGUGUAGGGAUUUUCUUGGAUUUCAGAGUGAAUUUCCCUUUUUUCCUAUUAAAACCCAAACUGGUCAAAGACUCAA
Haemorhous mexicanus (house finch) is the source of this 7460-nucleotide messenger RNA. Its product is annotated as deleted in malignant brain tumors 1 protein-like. The transcript has 28 exons. Bases 355 to 7254 code for a protein of 2299 amino acids. The record is from RefSeq and is a predicted model, not a curated record. Gene Ontology annotation, cellular component: membrane. NCBI's taxonomy places the organism in Eukaryota, Metazoa, Chordata, Aves, Passeriformes, Fringillidae.